AUGCUUCCAGACCUCUCGACCGCGCUCGCCUCUCCGCGGCAAACGCUGCAGCAAGUUCUCAACUUCGCGCUCGUGCUCUCUACGGCAUUCAUGAUGUGGAAGUCCCUCUCAGUCGUGGCCGACUCGCCCUCCCCCAUCGUCGUUGUGCUCUCGGGAUCUAUGGAGCCUGCUUUCCAGCGCGGCGAUCUCUUGUUUCUAUGGAACAGAGAUGUCAAAGCCGAGGUGGGGGAGAUUGUCGUGUAUAAUGUCAAGGAGAAGGAUAUCCCGAUUGUGCACCGUGUUGUAAGGAGUUAUGCACCACCUGCGGAAACACUCGAGGUCAAGUCAGGGAAAGGCAAGAAGAGUGCCGCUGCAAAGCCAGCAAGCGAGAAACUGUUGACCAAGGGAGACAACAAUGUGGCGGAUGACACGGAGCUGUACGCUCCAGGGCAGAAAUACUUGGACAGAAAAGAAGACAUAAUCGGGAGCGUAAGGGGAUACGUGCCGGCGGUGGGCUACGUGACGAUUAUGCUCAGCGAGCACCCGUGGUUGAAGACGGUGAUGCUAGGCUUGAUGGGCAUAACCGUGAUAUUAAGUAAGGAGUGA
Cyphellophora europaea CBS 101466 is the source of this 585-nucleotide messenger RNA. Its product is annotated as signal peptidase I. Bases 1 to 585 code for a protein of 194 amino acids. Gene Ontology annotation, cellular component: membrane; signal peptidase complex. Gene Ontology annotation, molecular function: serine-type endopeptidase activity. The record is from RefSeq and is a predicted model, not a curated record. Lineage: Eukaryota; Fungi; Ascomycota; Eurotiomycetes; Chaetothyriales; Cyphellophoraceae. The transcript is spliced from 2 exons.